Molecule: messenger RNA, 2024 nt
Organism: Vitis vinifera (wine grape)
Lineage: Eukaryota; Viridiplantae; Streptophyta; Magnoliopsida; Vitales; Vitaceae
Product: AP2-like ethylene-responsive transcription factor TOE3
Exons: 10
Coding region: 366-1859 (497 amino acids)
Biological process (GO): regulation of DNA-templated transcription
Molecular function (GO): DNA-binding transcription factor activity; DNA binding
Source: RefSeq, a predicted model, not a curated record
UGUGGGAGUUAGGGAGAGUGAGAGAGGGUGAAGCAAGCAACUUGGGUGGCAGCUGAGCAACUGUUAUUUCUUUUUUUUUCUUUUUUCUUUUUCUAAGUCAUUUUCCCCUCAAACACCAACCACUCUCUCUCUCUCUACCUUUGCAGGCUUCUUUCUUUCUCCUUCCCCACAUCUGUCUCCCUCUCUUCACAAGCUGCCGUUACUUCACCAACCCCACCUCCCAUCAAAUGCAUCUCUUCUCAUACCUUCUUCGUCAAUCUUUUCGCUUUCUUCUUCUUCUUCUCUGAUCUUCAGCGGUUACGCCCGGAAACUGUUUGUGGGAGCUUGAAUUGGGGUAGCUUGUUCAUUGUUUGCUUUGUUUAGAUAUGUGGGAUCUUAAUGUUGAAUCUGGUUGUGAUGAGGAUGAGAGGAUGAUAGUGGUGGUGGUGGAAAAGGGGGAGGAGGAGGAGCUGGUUCCGGGGGGGUGUAGGAGCCUCAUGGAGGAUUCCGGGACUUCGAAUUCCUCGGUCGUCAAUGCCGACGAAGCUCCCAGCAAUGGCGGCGACGAGGACUCUUCUAACAACUCCUCUGCAUUCAAUUUCGGUAUCUUGAACAAGUUAGGACGUCAUGUGCCCACCUACGGCGCCGUGGAGGAGACCCCGGAGUUUGUGACCAGGCAGCUUUUUCCGGCCACCGGAGACCGAGGAGGCGGGGAGUCGGAGCUAUGCUCCGGAUCGUCUUCGACGUCGUUUCCGAAGCCUCAGUGGCUUAACCUCUCGUGCCCUGAACCAAUUGGGCAGCAGAAGCCAAAGCAGCAGCAGCAGCAGCAACAACAACAGGUGAGGAAGAGUCGGCGAGGACCGAGGUCCCGGAGCUCGCAGUACCGUGGCGUUACGUUUUACCGGCGAACUGGUCGGUGGGAAUCGCAUAUAUGGGAUUGUGGGAAGCAAGUGUAUUUGGGUGGAUUUGACACGGCUCAUGCUGCAGCAAGAGCAUAUGACCGGGCCGCAAUUAAGUUCCGGGGAGUGGAUGCUGAUAUCAAUUUCAGCAUAAGUGAUUAUGAAGAAGACAUGAAACAAAUGAAGAACCUGAAUAAAGAGGAAUUCGUGCACAUACUUCGUCGUCAAAGCAAUGGAUUCUCACGAGGGAGCUCAAAAUAUAGAGGUGUGACCCUUCAUAAAUGUGGAAGAUGGGAAGCUCGAAUGGGGCAAUUCCUUGGGAAGAAGUAUAUUUAUCUUGGGUUAUUCGACAGCGAAAUAGAAGCCGCAAGGGCAUAUGACAAAGCUGCUAUCCGAUACAAUGGAAGGGAAGCGGUCACCAACUUUGUGCCAAGUACCUAUGGAGAAGGGGCAAUCUUAGAGGCCAAUGACAGAAGCAGUGGGCACAAUCUUGAUUUGAACCUUGGGCUUUCUUUCCCUCCCGAUGGUCCUAGGGGAAAUGACACAGUUGGGAGGAGAUCCAUGGUUGAGGGCUCCACUUACACACUAGUUGGUGGACAACCCCGCCAUAGUCUAACCACAGUAUCCAAGCACCUUCCCAUGAUAUCCGGCAUAUGCACUAGUUUCUUACCAAUUCACGAGGAAACAGCCCUGGAGAAAAGGUUGGACGGGGUUUCUUCACCAAGAUUCUCAAACUGGGCAAGGCAAGUGUAUGGCCAUGGUGUCAAUAUCCCAAUCCCACUGUUGUCUACUGCAGCAUCAUCAGGAUUCCCUUCUUGCUCCACCAUUGGUCCCUCUGCAACUCUUCCACUAUUAAAUCCCAGGAACAUUAAUCCUGCCCUGCAGCCUCCUCCACAAAUCUCCCCACCAACUACAUCCACCACCAACAGUACAAGUUGCUUCUACAAUUUUGGGAGCUCAAAUCAACAGAUGCAGUUUUGAUAAUUUUUUCCCCUCUUUCUGCUUAGGAAGUGACCCUGCUGGAAAGCAAAACCAAUUAGAGAGUCGUUUCUGUGCUUGUUUUCUGUUUAAUAUGAAGCCAUGUAAACUGAUCAUAACAGUGUACCUGGUACUUCUACUUGAAGCACUCCAUUUCGUUUCAUUUCA